AUGAAGCAGCAGCUGCAGCCGCUCAUCACAGCUGGAGGAGGGCUCCUGUGUAAUGUCCAGAGACCAGGGGCAGUCCUGCUCUGCGACCCAGAGGAUAAAACUGCUGAGGGAGAGAAUGCGGCUCAAAGGUUUGUGUCGACGCAUUACAUUCAAGACUGCACUGAGAAGAACAAGAGGCUGAACAUAGAAGAUUACAGACUGAACAUAGGGGCCGCAAACUCUGUCAGAACAAAACCCACCGGGAGAUCAGGGUCCGGGAGAUCAGGGUCCGCGACCGCAUCAGGACGGUCUGCCUACACCACCGAGGAGGACGAUGCUAUUCUCCGCUACGUGAGCAAACGCGUGACCGAGAUUGGAGGAAACAAACUGUGGCAGAUAAUGGCACAGAAGCAGGUGACUGGCCACAGCUGGCAGUCCAUGAAGUACCGCUUCAGAGUGCAGCUAGCACAUCGACUGCAAGAGUACAAGCAACUGCGCAUGCAGGAAAACAAAACGCACAGCACAGGUCAAACUGAACCUGAGGAUGAAGAUGAGGGAGACGCCUCUCCUGGCUCCGCCUUCCAGGAUCUGGACCCCGCCCCCCAGGAUUGUGACCCCACCCCCCAGAAUCCUGAUUCCGCCUCCCAGGGUCCUGAGGGCCUGUCAGCAGAGAUGGACGUCACACAGGUUUCCCAGUCGUCAGAAGAACUUGCAGAUGUAGAACCAACUCAGGAGAGUGAGGCAAGCGACCUGAUGGAGUUGUGCCAAUCAGACACCGAUGAGACCCCACAACCUCAGCCUGUGCCGACGGUGGGGGAAAGACAAACUAAUGCCCGUACCUCAAAUGACCUCUUACCCAACUCUGUAAACCGCCCUUUAACACAGCGACAGGUCAAGCUGGGGGCUGUCCCAAAUGUCAGAAAGCUCCGCUCAGGGACAUCUACAGAAGUCCUUUUCAAAUGGCCCCCGGUUCUUUUAAAAUCCAAACCAGCGGCAAGUCUGAGAAGUCAUCAGAGAGAAGAACCAUUACCACAGAAGAAAGUCCAGAAGACACAGUCCAGAGAAGCAGCGCAAAUGCAAGAGGAGAGUCAAGAUGGUCCAUCGGCAAUAAUGCAAACAGAUGAAGGAAAUUGUCAAGCUCCACAACCUCCAGAGAAGAGAGCAGAGAAACGGAAAAUUGGCAUUCUGGAGAUGGCGACGAAAGAGUUUGAAGACGACAGUGAGUCUGACUGUGACCAGUUUGAAACUCCACGGAGCACGUCCACAGAGGCUGUUUUAGUGCAAGAAGCUGAAAUCGCACCAUCGCUGACUCAGGAUCAGCUGGAGGAAGAUGUCAAGCUGCUCAGAGACCUCAUGGAGCAAAGCAGUCAGGACAUUGUGAGCGUGACCAAAUCUCUUCUGAAGGCCAGUGGAGACGUGGCUCUGGCGUUUGAAAUCCUCCGUAACCCGUCCUGCUUCUCUGGACCAGUCUGGACUCAGGUCGACAACCAGCGCUUGAGCUCCAUGGAUCCGGAGGCACGACAGGAUCUGCUGACCAAAUAUGGUGAAGAGAGCGUGGCCAAAAGGAUGCUAUUCCUUGAGUAA
This is a messenger RNA of Knipowitschia caucasica, 1563 nucleotides long. Lineage: Eukaryota; Metazoa; Chordata; Actinopteri; Gobiiformes; Gobiidae. The record is from the annotation of a GenBank genome assembly.